AUGACGACUAACUAUGCCACCGUCGCUUCUAUUCUCAUGCCAGUCAUGGAGAUGAAUCCGGUGACAGCCAUUCUUGGCGUUAUUGUUUCCCUCCUGGUGCUGUUUGUUCUGGCCAUGACCUAUGCAGUGUACACUCACAGGGCUUCGAAACAUGUGGAUAUCAAGGCAUUAAAGGCACUCAAAGUCCCCAAGGACUCUCUUUUUCGCAUCUUUCAGCCUCAUCUGGUACCCAUGGAGGAAAUCAGUGCUAGAGGAUACUCUGCUGUCCUUGCCCUUGUCCAAACAUGCAUUGGUGUUCAACCCACUUCUGAUACUGUCUUGGAGAUUUGGAAACCAGCCUUUCAAUGCUACAACUUGAUUGUCCCCAACUUUCUCAAUCUACCCAGUCUACUACUGCCUGGAUAUGACAUUCGUGACUUGGUACCCCUGUCCAUGACGCUGCCACCAAUGUGA
Seminavis robusta is the source of this 453-nucleotide messenger RNA. The record is from the annotation of a GenBank genome assembly. Lineage: Eukaryota; Bacillariophyta; Bacillariophyceae; Naviculales; Naviculaceae.